AUGAUUGCCAGCAUCGAUAUCAAAACUGUUAACAUCGAAUAACAGGGUUUCUGUCUAAGUUGCAAAAAACUGACUGCAAAUGGAACUGUUCUUUAAAUUUAGAAUUUUGACGAUACACUCUACUCUCAACUCCAAGAUUACAGUUGGCGUAAGUCAGGCCAAUAAUUUUAUCAUUCCAAUCCCAAAAGUUGUUGCCAACAAGUCGUCUGUAAAAUAUCUGCUCUCCAAUACAAUUCACCAAAAAGAUGUAUAAAAGCUUUGAGAAAGAUAACUUAAGAGCAUUUCGACUUUGAACCAAUUAAACAAUCUAUAUAUAAUAAUUUAUUACAAUACGUCGAUUUGUCUCGUCCUUGUCGAGAAACCUUGUAAACAAGAUAGGCAUUCUAAGACUUUUUACUAGUAUUAUCAUAACGCUUAGAUUUUACUUCAUUAAAUAAAUUCGGAUUUAAAGAACAUCCACAUGAUGAACUCAAGAAACAUGUAGGUUCAUUGAAUACUGAGUUACAUAUGGAUGUGAAAGUGGAUAAAUAAAAUUAGUUACAUUUUAAGUGGCCCAGUGACUUUGUAGCUUUGUUAAAAAAGUAAAAAAAAAGUAGUUUAAUUGUGAUUGCUAAACCAGCAACCUACGAUUAAGAAGCUCAUCAAUUGUUCAAUGAUACUUAUUUUCAAGUUUCAAAACAAAGUUAUGAAAAGAUGUUUUGUGAUUCCCAAUCUCAAAUGAUCAAAUACUAUGCUUAUUCUUAAUUGGCAGGUGUCAGUUUUGUUGAAUUAAGAUCAAACUCCUUCCAUAGAUUGAGUUUUCAUUACACCUAACAGAUCAAAGAAAUAAAUAGAAUUGCCAUGGAUUACGAAAUAAAGUGGGCAUAAUAAUUAAAUCUAUAGAACUAUUAUUAUGUCAAAAAAAGUAGUAGGAGUGUAGACAACCAAGUUAUCAAUUAAACCAUUGAUAACAAUUUUCCAAUAGUCAGGGGAUAAAAAAUGAUACAGAUCAAGUAGCUGAGGUCUGUGUAUUAGAAGUAUCUUAUUGAACUGCUUACUAAAAUGAACUCGGUUAUGGGUCCAUAAUUAUUUAAACUUUUUAUAUAUAAAUAUGAUUGA
Messenger RNA from Paramecium tetraurelia, 1098 nucleotides. RefSeq lists its product as uncharacterized. NCBI's taxonomy places the organism in Eukaryota, Ciliophora, Oligohymenophorea, Peniculida, Parameciidae. The record is from RefSeq and is a predicted model, not a curated record. Gene Ontology annotation, biological process: protein arginylation. The transcript has 2 exons. Gene Ontology annotation, molecular function: arginyl-tRNA--protein transferase activity.